Linum tenue is the source of this 3187-nucleotide messenger RNA. The record is from the annotation of a GenBank genome assembly. Lineage: Eukaryota; Viridiplantae; Streptophyta; Magnoliopsida; Malpighiales; Linaceae.
GUUUCUGCUUUUUAAACAAUGGAAUCAUCUUCCAGUUGCCAAAUGUUCAUAUACAGAGCCCCUCCAUAAUCCCGUCCACCUAAUCCCGAAGUCGUCCCAAAAAUGUCGUUUUGCUCGUCCCUUUCCCCAGAAUUGGCGCCCUCCGUUUACCCUUUUUCCCCUUGCUUUCAAUUCUUCCAACAGUUCUUAAUCACUAUUUAGACCCAGAAUCAUUCCAACAGCUGCCGAAUCCAGCUUUCAGAACAACUGCACCAAGCCAAAAGAAACGAAGCUAGAGAAGAAGAGUCAUCACCGUCAUCAGAAGAAGAAGGAAUUCGUCGUCGUCUCGUAACUGUCCUCCAACGUAAUACAGUAGUAACCCAUUCCAGCUUUUUCAAACCCAUCCCUUUUUCCUCCACCAGCAAACGUCCAAAAUAGGCCAUGGCAGAAGUGUGAAGCAGUCCGUUCCGUUCCCUCGUUAACCCCACGCUUUCCCCAUGUAGCAACAAUUUUCUUUCCCCUCCCCGCCUUCACAUUUUUUCCCUAGCGCUUGAUCCGAAGCUGUUUUUUCGGUUGUAGAAAGAGAAAGGGAAAGAGGGUCCAUUGAAUUCCACGUUCUUCCCCUGUCUCUCUCCGCUUGUUAUUCACUCUGUUUGGAGUUUUGACUGCAAAAGGGCAUCUGGGUUGGGGCUAAUUUGUGAAAGUUGGGGAAGGACGUAAAUGGGUUCUGUUGGUUGAUUGUUGAAUUUUCUGGAAGUGAAGUUGGUUAGGGUGAAGAGAUGAGCGGGAGAGGGUCGUCGUCCGGUGGUUCUCCGGCGGAUUUCGGGCUGGGGAAAGUGGUGGUUGUGGCUGUUAAAGCUGCUCCCAAGGAGAUUCCGACGCGUGCUCUGGUUUGGGCGCUUACUCAUGUUAUUCAGCCUGGGGAUUGUAUCAGGCUUCUGGUUAUCCUCCCACUUCACUCCCCAGGUAAAAGGGUUUGGGGUUUCUCAAGAUUCACCGGCGGCGAUUGUUCUGCUGGUAACAAAAAGCUCUCGUUCUCGGCCUCCAUGUUGAACCAGAGAGAUGGGGUUUCAGAGCUUUGCUCCCAAAUGAUGAAUCGGCUUCGUGAUGCCUAUGACAUUGAUAAGAUAAGAUUCAGGGUGAAGGUUGUUUCUGACUCAACAACUGGAGUGGUGGCUGCAGAAGCAAAAAAUUCAGAGUCAAACUGGGUGAUUUUGGACAAACAUUUGAAACACGAGAAGAAAUGCUGCUUGGAGAAGCUAGAUUGCAAUCUUGUGGUGAUGAAAAAGUCACGUCCAAAAGUGCUUCGAUUGAAAGUAAACGGAUCGCUCAAGCUGGAACCUGAAGUUGUUUCCUUCCCAUGGCCACUACAACCAGUUGGUGUCAUUGAUGAACCGCCUCCUCGAACCUACUUCGACAGCAAAGAUUACAAUGAUACGUUAAGGGGACCAUUUGUGACCCCAGCUAGCUCUCCCGAGCACGAGUUCUCGAUGACUACAACAGAUAUUGGUACAGGCAGCUCGUCCAGAUCGAGUUCAGAACCAGGAGCUUCACCAUUUCUUAUGCGUGCCAAUUUCAGCAACUUGAAGAACAACCCUUCCUUCGUAGCCCAAAGCCGAUACGAUUCUGACUCUGAUACAGACGCUACUGAAAUAUCGACCCCUCAUCUCAGGAGAUCUUAUCAAAGGUCUUGGAUGGAUGAUGCCAGUGGCGAGAUCAGGAAGCAUGUGUUGAGGGGUUUGGAUACAGAUGGUGAUGACACAUGUCUCAGUUCAGCUUACAAGAAUUUGCUCACAAGUUUGUCUAGAUUGGAUAAUGACUCUGAAUCAGUUGCACUUGCAUCCUUUAAUUCACCAAUUGAUGUCAGGCUGAGCAAAAGUGUGAGGGAAGCCAUUUCGUUAUCCGGAAAUGUGCCUCUUGGCCCUCCUCCAUUGUGUUCAAUGUGUAAACACAAGGCCCCUGGAUUUGGGAGCCCUCCAAAGUGGUUCGCCUAUGGGGAACUUGAAGCUGCUACAAAAGGGUUUUCAAAGGAGAAUUUCUUGGCUGAAGGUGGGUUUGGCUCGGUUUACCGGGGUGUGUUACAAGAUGGUCGGGUGGUCGCUGUGAAGCAGCAUAAAUCCGUUAGCUCUCAAGGCGACGUUGAGUUCUGCUCGGAGGUAGAGGUUUUGAGCUGUGCACAACAUAGGAAUGUGGUGAUGCUAAUUGGAUUCUGCGUGGAGGGUGGAAGAAGGCUGCUUGUUUAUGAAUAUAUCUGCAAUGGAUCUCUAGAUUCACAUCUCUUUGCAUUGAACAAAGAUCCAUUGAUAUGGGCUGCGAGACAAAAAAUUGCAGUUGGAGCAGCAAGAGGGCUAAGAUACCUUCAUGAAGAAUGCAGGGUUGGCUGUAUUGUCCAUCGUGAUAUGAGGCCUAACAACAUCCUUGUCACCCACGACUUUGAACCCAUGGUUGGGGAUUUCGGACUAGCAAGGUGGCAGCCACAUGCAGACCUGGGGGUCAGCACAAGAAUCAUUGGAACAUUUGGUUAUUUGGCGCCAGAGUACGUUCAAAGCGGGAAAAUCACAGAGAAAGCUGAUGUGUAUGCUUUUGGGGUAGUACUAUUGGAGCUGGUCACAGGAAGAAAGGCUAUAGAUGUGGGAAAGCCCAAAGGACAGCAAUGUCUGACCGAAUGGGUAAAUGAUAAAACUCAGGCACGUCCCUUGCUGGAGAAGAAAGCCACCAUUGAACUGGUUGAUCCGCGGUUGAACAACUGCUAUCUGGAGCCGCAGCUGAGUAACAUGAUGCAGUGUGCCCUGCUGUGCCUCCAGCGCGAUCCUGAUUUCAGGCCCCGAAUGUCUCAGGUACUACGUAUGUUGGAAGGUGAAAUGGUGAUGAACUCGCCCAGCCAAACUUGAAUGUGACCUGAAAAUGAAGGUCAUCGAGAGCGAAUUAAAAGCCACGGAGCUCUUGAAAGAUAAGGCAUCAUAACAAGGCUAGUUUUUCCUGAAGCAGUGCAGAUUGGUUUGUUAGUUUAGUGGCGGUGACGUUCAUAAGAAGAAAGGGGAGAUGUUCAUCAUCUUCUUCAUUGCAGUGUUGUUUUAUUGUUUGAUUAGCUUGAUUUGAGUUGUUAUGUUGGAACUUUGGAUGUAUAGGAAGGGGAGAAGCUUGAUUGUUGAUUAUAGAUGCAUAUAUUCUUAUGAGUUAUGACGUGUUUUGUAUCGCAAUUUCCCAC